CUUGGAACUGACAAGAAGACUGGCGGAAACCGGCUUCGUGUCAGGGUCGUGUCACGGCCAGCAUACCGGUCGCACCCAGGAAUGUGAACACCCAAUCCCCCUAGGACAGUGCAGUGCUCCCACCACUGCCCGUUGCUCGGAUUCGCUGGAAGUCAUGUCUCGAGAUGUUGUCCUUGGAUUGGAAAAUGCUAGCCACGGUCGCCAGCCUGGGUAUGACAAAUGCCCUCGAGGGACGUAUGUCUCAUCGGGCGAACGGAAACUACCAAGAGCACGCGCGGUUAGCCGUCGAUACCCUGCAGGGGUGGUACAACACGACGACUGGGCUCUGGGAGACCACAGGCUGGUGGAAUGGCGCCAAUUGCCUAACAGUGUUGGGCGAUCUGGCGGCGGUUGAUCCCUCGUUUCUGAAUGCGAGUGCCUCUGUCUUCAACAAUACAUGGACCCAGGCACCGAAUUAUAAACCGAAUGCAGCACAGCGGACGGUGAACCUGAAUGUACAGACAGCAAACCUAGGCACUCAGCACAGUGUCUCCACGGAUGCAUUCCCCGACUUCACCAACGCCAUGUACGACGACGAGGGAUGGUGGGCGCUCGCCUGGAUCCAGGCAUUCGACGUGACGGGGGACCAGCGAUACCUUGACACGGCCGUCCAUAUAUUCACGGACAUGACUACGGGCUGGGGCGCGACGUGCGGCGGAUUGUGGUGGAACAAGCAGCACACGGAGAACGGGGCGAUCGAGAACGAACUGUUCAUCAGCGUCGCCGCCCAUCUAGCACGCAGGGUUCCAGAGCAGGCCGACACCUUACAGGACUGGGCGUUGAAGGCAUGGCAGUGGUUCUCCGACAGUGGCCUCAUCAACGACCAACACACCAUCAACAACGGGCUAGACCUAUCGACCUGCAAGAACGACCAGGACACGGUGUGGAGCUACAACCAGGGCGUCAUUCUGGGGGCCCUCGUGGAGCUCUCCCAGCUCCAGUCUGACCAGUCCUACCUGUCGACCGCUCGCGACAUCGCCCUGGGAGGGAUCCACGCGCUGAGCAACUCCGACGGUGUGCUGCAGGAACCGUGCGAGCCGGACUGCGGGGCCGAUGGGCCACAGUUCAAGGGGGUUUUCAUGCGCAAUCUGAUCCGACUGCAUCAGGCAGCCCCUGAUCGUGAGAUCGAGUCCUUUAUUCGACGCAAUGCGGACAGUAGCUGGGAUCGCGACCGUGACGAGGACAACCGCCUCGGGCUGCGCUGGUCCGGGCCUUAUGCAGACGCCGACGCUUCCACCCAGGGCUCGGCCUGCGAUGCGUUGAUUGCCGCCGCGGCUCUCAAUCAGACUCGGAAAUAAUCCAAUGGAGCAUCAUCCGAAGAAAAGCGCGCAUUGACGUUGGGGGGAGUUGCCGUUGCGGUCACUUGGUAUAAUAAACAGCCUGACGAGGCUUCUGUACCUGAAGUUGACCAUUUGCCUUUGCAGUAUUUUGAAU
This is a messenger RNA of Aspergillus campestris IBT 28561, 1473 nucleotides long. Its product is annotated as putative glycosyl hydrolase. Bases 186 to 1337 code for a protein of 383 amino acids. The transcript has a single exon. Gene Ontology annotation, biological process: carbohydrate metabolic process. The record is from RefSeq and is a predicted model, not a curated record. Lineage: Eukaryota; Fungi; Ascomycota; Eurotiomycetes; Eurotiales; Aspergillaceae.